Molecule: messenger RNA, 1643 nt
Organism: Epinephelus lanceolatus (giant grouper)
Lineage: Eukaryota; Metazoa; Chordata; Actinopteri; Perciformes; Serranidae
Gene: cfap263
Product: cilia and flagella associated protein 263
Biological process (GO): cilium assembly
Cellular component (GO): axoneme; ciliary basal body
Source: RefSeq, a predicted model, not a curated record
AUGGACGGUCAGCCUUCAUUGACGGAGGAAAAGAGAAAAGAGGUCACACAAGAAGAAAAAGAAAUCCUCUACAAGCAAGUAGAAGAACUAAAACGCUCCAAUGCAGCUCUCUUGGCAGAGAUCGAUAUGUUUGAACGGUUCAUCGGCCGCCUGGAUCCUCAGGACCUGGUGGCUCAGGGAGACAGUCCAGGUGAAGCAAGAGCCUCCCAGGAGGGUGGGGGUCGUGGGCGGAGGCAGAGGUCCCGCUCCAACACAUCAGAUCGCCUCCAGGAGCUGACCUUGGGACAAAAACUUUAUGUUGCACGGAGUGAAGAAGCAGAGACGCGACAUGACCUGGAAAAACUCAAACAGAGACAUGAGAGGAUUCAGGACAACUACAAGGCCACCCUGGAAGGAGCAGAAAUGCGUCUUGCAGACAUCUGGAAGGCUAAGAAGGCAUUUGAACGCAGUGUGCUUAAACCUAUGAAGGACAACAGGUUGGAAAUGAGGAAGCCCGAGAAUGUGCUCCAGUACAUCAAAGACAAGUCAAUGGUCACCCAAGUGGAGAAGUUCAGCCUGAACAACCGCGCAAUGAAGGCUCACAUGAAGAAGCUCCAGCAGCAGAUUCAACAGAAAAAAGAGGCGGGGAAAGCUGUGUACGAGGAUGUUUUCCAAGAGCAAACCGAGCAGAAUAUUGAACAAAACCUGGACGAACUUCAAGUUCACAAUUUGAAAGUACAACAUGUCCUCAGUUCACACAAGGAGAAGCUGCAGAGUGUAACACGGGAGUCCACAGAGCUGAGCAAUGACAUCACCAGCAGGAAGCAGAUGCUGGCAAAAAUUGAGGAGGAGAUGCAGCAUGCUGAGGAGGAGCGUUUAAAGGCAGAAGCCCUCAACCAACAGCUGCGCCGCCAGAUGACCAACUAUCAGGCUCCUGAUAUCCCUGAGUACAUGCAAGUCAAGGAGAAACACAAGCAGCUACAGCAGAGCAUUCACACUUGGGAGAGGAAGGUUGGGAUUGCUGAGAUGGCCUUGAGGACCCACACUAAAGCCCGGAGCACACAGAGAGCCACUCUUACUCCUGCACAUACAGCCGAGGCUGGAGCUCGAUCUGGGGAGCACCAGAUCCCAGUAAAGCUUCCAUACAUAGCAGAACACAGCACAUAGAGAAAUACAGAAACAGAAAGCCUGCUGGAUUCAUUGAAAUAAAAACACCAAUGUGUGGUGGAGAGGAAACUUUGUUGCUGUUGCAAAUGCCCCUGUUUCACAACAGGCAUCCAACACGUGAUUUGUCAUGAUUAGUCAGUAUUCUUGUAAUGCGUGUUGGGAAAUGUUCUCUUGAAGCUUUAACCCUUAUCAUGUCUUAGUUUUUUUUCACUCACUCUGUGUGUCCUUGGGAGAUGUUACCAUGCAGCAUUAUGGAGAAUGAACUGUACAGAAGAAACUCUGCUUCAUCAAGCCCUGUUCCCUUAAAGUUACAGUUCGUAAAGUUUUCAUAUGCUGAAACUGUCAUAUUCACACAAUAUUAUAUGAGACAGAUAGUCUGUGAAAGAAACCAUGUCCCUCCACCUAUUGCCUCUAAUGGCAUUUACCAGAAUAUACCGCAUGCUCACAGAAAACAACCACACAGAGACGAGGAGUUUCUAACGCAGCUGUCAAUCACG